Molecule: messenger RNA, 688 nt
Organism: Racocetra persica
Lineage: Eukaryota; Fungi; Glomeromycota; Glomeromycetes; Diversisporales; Gigasporaceae
Source: the annotation of a GenBank genome assembly
AUGUUACAGAACAAUAAGCGAAAACUUAAAGCACCUGAAAUUUUACAGCAAUUUCCUAUUGAAAGAGAAGGUUCACCAAGCUCUUUGACAUUACCUGAAUAUAUUUCUAAUUCAAACUUAUUAAAUGAUACAAACUCUGGAGGACGAACCUUAUCACCUGUUUGGAAGUACUUUAACCGAAAGAAAACUCAGUCGCCUGGACAUUUUUCAGCAGAAUGCUCUUAUUGUCCCGCUAAAUGGUCAAGAGGUGAACCACAGAAACUUGAGGCACACCUUGCAUUAGAAUGUCCUAAUGUUAAUGAUGAGAUUCGGCAAAUAUAUUUGCUUCGUGUAGCUUAUCGUAACAAUUUGGAAGAACAAUCAGAAAACUUAACUAAUUCAAAAAAAAAGAAGUCAAACAAUAGUCAGCCUUGCCUUACAAAGUAUUUUCCACAAAAAGAAGGAGAAAAUUUAUCUGAAGAGCGAAUAAACUCUAUAAAUAGUUCGUUAUUAAAAGCAUUCGUAACUUGCGGUAUUUCGUUCUCCAUAAUUGAAAAUCCAUUUUUCAUCGACCUCCUCCAAAAUUUGUGUUCAAAUUACCAACCACCUUCAAGAGAAGUUCUAUCAGGUCGAUUGUUGGAUCAGGAGUACUCUAGGGUUACAGUUAAACGCGAGGCUAUUUUUAAUGAAUCUGAGAAUCUAACUCUUG